AUGACAGGUACGACAGGGGCCUUGUCGCCCGAAGGUUUAGGUUCAGCCUCAACAGCCAACAGCAUCAAAGACGACAUUACAGAACCAGCAAAUCCCACGCCGAACAUCGAUAAAGAGAUCAACAAUCUUGCACGACAGCUAUCGCGAGUAUCGACAACAGCAGGUGCUGAAUUAAACGCUUUCUCCCCGCAAGCCGGUACAAAACUCGACCCCAACUCCACCAAUUUCGAUCCGCGUGCAUGGGUAAAGGCAUUCGUCAAACUCGUUGAAUCGGAAGAUGGCUCAGCACCAUCGCGAAGUUUGGGUGUCGCCUUCAAGGCCCUCAAUGUCUACGGCUGGGGCACGGGAGCCGAACACCAAAAGACAGUUGUGGAUUAUCCUCUGGAUGCCGUGUCGUACGUGUUGGGUCUUCUCGGACGGGGAAAGAAGAAAAGGGUCGACAUCCUACGCAACUUUGAGGGUGUUAUUGAACAAGGAGAGCUUCUUCUUGUGCUUGGUCCCCCUGGAUCAGGAUGCUCAACACUUCUCAAGACUAUCGCGGGCGAGACAGCCGGUCUCGGAGUUGGAUCUGACUCUUACAUGAACUUUAGAGGUAUCGACGAGAACCACAUGCGUUCAUCCUUUAGAGGAGAUGUACUAUACAAUGCUGAAAUCGACUGUCAUCUCGCCCAUCUCACCGUCGGCGAGACCCUCUCAUUUGCCUCGAGCGCCCAUUCCCUUCGCCAUGUCCCCGGAGGUGUCACCCGCUCCCAAGCAGAUACAAUGAUGCGCGACGUUAUGAUGUCUAUCUUUGGCAUUUCCCAUACCGUCGACACUCGCGUUGGCGACGAUUUUGUCCGGGGCGUUAGUGGCGGCGAGCGCAAGCGUGUUAGCAUUGCCGAGGCGGCCCUAACCGGCGCAAAGCUUCAAUGCUGGGACAACACAACUAGAGGUCUUGACAGUGGAAAUGCCAUUAACUUUUGCCGAAACUUGCGUCUUCAGGCUGAUCUUGUCGGGGUUGCGGCCGCGGUGGCUAUUUACCAGGCGCCGCAGUCAGCUUACGAGUUAUUUGAUCGUGUGACGGUCUUGUACGAGGGUCAUCAAAUUUUCUUUGGUCGGAUUCAUGAAGCUAAGGCCUACUUCGAGAGCCUGGGUUUCGAGUGCCCCGACCGUCAAACAACACCCGACUUCCUCACAUCAAUGACAAGCCCGCAAGAACGUCGCGUGAAACUAGGAUUUGAACGCACCGCCCCUCGAACACCCGCCGAGUUUGCCGAGCGAUGGCAAGCCAGCUCUCACCGCAAGCAACUCGUUCGCGAAUUGGAGACCUAUGAACAAACCCACCCUCGUGAGGAACGUCUUGCGGAGUACAAGGAGUCACGUCGGGCGGAGCAAUUUAAGAAUCAGCGCAGCAAGUCCCCGUACACGAUAUCGUAUCUCGCGCAGGUAAAGCUUACACUCUGGCGAGGAUGGCGUCGAUUGCUUGCGGACCCCGGAUUCACCAUCGCGUCUCUAGUCUUCAAUUUAGUUAUGGCACUGGUAUUGGGUAGUAUGUUCUUUAAUCUUCCCGAUGACUCGUCAAGCUUUUACUAUAGAGGUGGUUUGAUCUUCUUCGCUUUGCUGUUUAAUGCCUUUGCCAGUCAACUUGAGGUUCUUGCUGUCUAUGCCGAGCGACCUGUUGUCGAGAAGCACAACCGCUACGCAUUCUACCAUCAAUCUGCCCAAGCUAUUGCAAGCUACAUCAUCGACCUGCCCUACAAGACUAUCAACAUGAUAGUCUUCAACCUGCUCAUCUACUUCAUGUCUAACCUUCGUCGCGAUGCUGGCAGCUUCUUCUUCUUCUGCCUCACUUCCUACCUCACCACUCUCGUCAUGUCGUGUAUUUACCGCACUCUGGCAUGCGUGACCCGUACGACCCAUCAAGCCAUGAUCCCUGUCUCAAUUCUGAGUUUAGGGCUGAUGAUUUAUACUGGCUUUACUAUGCCUACGGAUUACAUGCUCGGGUGGUCUCGAUGGAUGAACUACAUCAAUCCGCUUGCUUAUGCGUUCGAAGCCUUGAUGGCAAACGAGUUUCAUAACAGGCAGUAUGGUUGCGCGACUAUGGUUCCCCAGGGCCCCGGCUAUGACAAUCUUCCUGCCAAUUCGACUAUUUGCUCAGUUGUUGGUGCGAUACCUGGAUCGUCUAUGGUUGAUGGCGAUAGGUAUAUCAACUUGUCAUACAAAUACUACAACUCACACAAAUGGCGGAAUAUUGGUAUUCUUCUCGGCUUUUUGGGUGCAUUCUUGGUCUUUUACAUAUUCGCUGCCGAACACGCAAAGCCUCCCAGAAGCAAGGGCGAGAUUCUUGUUUUCCGCAAGGGUCGCAUGCCUCCCAGCUUCGACAAGAAAGACAGUACCGAUAUUGAAGCGCAAGCUACUGACCGACCUGUUGUUGCUGAAAAAGGGACUACCAACGCUAACAGUGGUCUCGCUGCUGGUGCAAGUAAAGACCGACGUCUACUCGAUCAUGUUGACGGUUGGGUCAAGCCUGGUCUUUCCACAGCUCUUAUGGGGGUCUCUGGUGCUGGCAAAACAACCCUUCUCGAUGUCCUCGCCACACGCGUCACAAUGGGUAUAGUCAGCGGCAACACCCACAUUGAUGGGAAGUCCACCGACGCAUCAUUCCAGCACCGCGUCGGCUACGUCCAACAGCAAGACCUCCAUCUCAACACCAUGACUGUCCGCGAAGCCCUUGAGUUUAGCGCCCUCCUACGCCAAUCCGCCGAGAUAUCCCGACAGGACAAGCUCGACUACGUGGAGCAAGUAAUCGAUAUGCUAGACAUGCAGGAAUUCUCGGAUGCCGUUAUUGGUGUUCCUGGCGAGGGUCUCAACGUCGAGCAGAGGAAGAGGUUGACGAUUGGUGUAGAGCUUGCUGCUAGGCCGCAGUUGCUUGUCUUUUUGGAUGAGCCUACUUCCGGUCUUGAUUCACAGACUUCUUGGGCGAUUUGCGACCUUAUCGAGAAACUCACAUCAAGUGGCCAGGCUGUGUUGUGCACCAUUCACCAGCCUUCCGCCAUACUCUUCCAGCGUUUUGACCGUCUACUCUUGUUAGCUCCUGGUGGAAAGACAGUUUACUUCGGCGACCUCGGACAUCAAUCGCAGACUCUCCUCAAUUACUUCGAACGUAACGGCGCUCCUCCAUGCCCUGCAGAUGCAAACCCCGCCGAGUACAUGCUCAACAUCAUCCAGCCUUCCAACGACGAAGAAGUCGACAACAUCGACUGGCAUCAUGUUUGGAGAAGUUCUCCAGAGUUCCAAAGUGUCAAGCAGGAGCUUCAACGGCUGAACGCUCUGCCAUCUACGCAGCCAACGGGUAGUAGCGCAUUCGACAACACAGAUGCAUCACAGCAUCAGGAGUUUGUUGCUUCGUUCUGGACGCAGUUCCGCGAGGUGCUGAUUCGUACUUGGAAGAACUUCUGGCGGUCGCCUACGUACAUCUGGUCCAAGACUGUCUUGAUCAUCUUAUCGUCUCUUUACAUCGGAUUUACAUUCGAAGCGAAGAAUACGAUUCAAGGGUUACAGAACCAGCUUUAUGCUAUUUUUAUGUACAUGGUUCUUUUCCAAAGUAUCACCAAUCAGAUCAUGCCCAUAUUUGUUCCGCAGCGAGCCUUGUACGAGGUCCGCGAGAGACCAUCCAAGAUUUAUCGCUGGAAUACUUAUAUCCUUUCCAAUAUCCUCGUCGAAGCGGCAUGGAACACCUUGAUGGCUGUCAUCAUCUACUUUUGCUGGUACUAUCCCGUCGGCUUCGUCCAGAACACGACUUCGGAUGAUCAACACAUCCGAGGCUUCCUCGUUUUCCUCUUCCUAAUGAUGUUUAUGCUCUUCACGAGCACAUUCUCACACUUUGGUAUCGUAUGUAUUGGUUCAGCUGAAGAAGCUGGUGUUCUUGCCACUUUACUUUGGAUGCUUUGCAUUGCCUUUUGCGGUGUCGGCGUCAUAUACAAUGACAUCCCCACCUUUUGGACCUUUAUGUACCAUGUUUCGCCAGCAACAUACAUUGUUGGAGGCAUCAUGUCGGUCGCAGUCUACGGCUCAGAUGUAGUAUGUGCAGAUAAUGAGAUCCUUCAGAUGCAGGUUCCUGGUGGCAUGAACCUCACAUGCGGCGACUUUAUGGGUCCGUUUGUUGAGGCCGCGGGUGGCUAUCUUGUUGACCGCUCCUCCACUGAUGCUUGCCAAUAUUGUUCGCUUGCUUCAACGGAGCAGUUCCUGGCCAGGUUCAACAUUGACUACGAUGAUCGAUGGUGGCACUUUGGGUUGCUGUGGGUGUAUGUUUUGGCGAAUGUCCUCGGUGCCCUUGGAUUGUAUUGGUUGUUCAGGGUACCAAGGGGCAGUGGUGUUAAGAGAGCUUGA
Molecule: messenger RNA, 4368 nt
Organism: Fusarium venenatum
Lineage: Eukaryota; Fungi; Ascomycota; Sordariomycetes; Hypocreales; Nectriaceae
Source: RefSeq, a predicted model, not a curated record